AUGUACUAUGCCCAUCCAGAGUCUUCCCCCAGUUCCAGAUUCUUUCUGCAAUCCGACAAAAUUCUUUUCAGGUUCCUGGGAUGGGGCAAUGAGUACUAUCAAGUGGCUUGA
Messenger RNA from Blumeria graminis f. sp. triticale, 111 nucleotides. The record is from the annotation of a GenBank genome assembly. Lineage: Eukaryota; Fungi; Ascomycota; Leotiomycetes; Helotiales; Erysiphaceae.